Messenger RNA from Zootoca vivipara (common lizard), 2854 nucleotides. It is a transcript of the gene CYP26A1, whose product is annotated as cytochrome P450 family 26 subfamily A member 1. Gene Ontology annotation, biological process: sterol metabolic process. The record is from RefSeq and is a predicted model, not a curated record. NCBI's taxonomy places the organism in Eukaryota, Metazoa, Chordata, Lepidosauria, Squamata, Lacertidae. Gene Ontology annotation, molecular function: iron ion binding; monooxygenase activity; oxidoreductase activity, acting on paired donors, with incorporation or reduction of molecular oxygen.
CCGAGGGGCAAUUAAGGAUGAACUUUCGGUGAACUAAUUGAUCGCACGGCCCAAGGUAAAGUGGGCAGCGACCUGGGCCGAGGAUGCCUAUAAAAGGGGGGCCCCGCCGCGGCGCUGGGCCCUUGCGCUCACUCGCCAGCCCCCGGGGGAAGUCUGCCAGCCCGCUUGAAGGUGCCCGCCCCGCUCGCUGCAGCCCGGCCCCGGCGGCCAGCAUGGGUUUCUCUGCCUUGCUGCCCAGCGCUGUGCUCACCUUCGUGCUGCUGCCGUUGCUCCUCUUCCUGGCCGCAGUGAAGCUGUGGGAAUUGUACUGCCUGCGCGGCCGCGAUCCGAGCUACCCGCUGCCCCUGCCCCCUGGCACCAUGGGGCUGCCCUUUUUCGGGGAGACGCUGCAGUUAGUGUUGCAGCGGCGCAAAUUCCUGCAGCUGAAGCGGCGCAAGUACGGCUACAUCUACAAGACGCACCUAUUCGGGCGGCCCACGGUGCGCGUGAUGGGGGUAGACAACGUGCGCCACAUCCUGCUGGGCGAGCAUCGGCUGGUGGCCGUGCAGUGGCCGGCGUCGGUGCGCACCAUCCUGGGCGCCGGCUGCCUCUCCAACCUCCACGACGGGCAGCACAAGCACCGCAAGAAGGUAAUCAUGCGCGCUUUCUCCCGGGAGGCCCUGCAGCACUACAUGCCGGUCAUCCAGGAAGAGGUGAGCGCCUGCCUGCGCCAGUGGCUCCUGGUGAGCGCCGGCGGCGGCGGCUCUUGCCUGCUGGUUUACCCGGAGGUGAAACGCCUCAUGUUCCGCAUCGCCAUGCGCAUCCUACUGGGCUUCCGGCCCAGCCCGACGGCGGACUCGGACGGCGAGCAGCACCUCAUGGAGGCCUUCGAGGAGAUGAUCCGCAACCUCUUCUCGCUGCCCAUCGACUUGCCUUUCAGCGGCCUUUACAAGGGCUUGAGGGCGCGCGAUGUCAUCCACGCCAAGAUUGAGGAGAGCAUCCAGGCGAAGCUGGCCGGGAAGGAGCCCCCCGACGGCUACAAGGACGCGCUGCAGUUGCUGAUGGAGCACACGCAGGCAAACGGGGAGCAGCUCAACAUGCAGGAGCUGAAAGAAUCUGCAACGGAGCUUCUUUUUGCUGGGCACGAGACAACUGCCAGUGCUGCAACAUCUUUGAUUACUUUCCUAGGCCUUCACCGAGAUGUGCUGCAGAAAGUGAGGAAGGAAUUGCAGGAGAAGGGAUUGCUGGGCAACAUGAGCCAAGAGAAGCAUUUGGAAAUGGAACUCUUGGAACAGCUGAAGUACACUGGCUGUGUCAUCAAGGAGACUCUCCGUCUGAGCCCACCAGUUCCUGGAGGAUUCAGAGUGGCUCUCAAGACUUUUGAGCUAAAUGGUUACCAGAUUCCUAAAGGUUGGAAUGUCAUUUACAGCAUCUGUGACACACAUGAUGUUGCGGAGCUUUUCACCAACAAAGAUGAAUUCAACCCCGACCGCUUCAUGUCUCCUUUCCCAGAAGACUCCUCACGAUUCAGCUUCAUCCCAUUUGGAGGGGGCUUGAGAAGCUGUGUAGGCAAAGAAUUUGCAAAGAUUCUUCUAAAAAUCUUUACUGUAGAGUUGGCCCGGAACUGUGACUGGCAACUUUUAAAUGGACCACCAACAAUGAAGACCGGCCCUACUGUGUAUCCAGAGGACAAUCUGCCAACAAAAUUCACAAGUUUCAAUGGUCGGGUUUAAUAAAUUCCAGGACAGUAUUACUGUGAUCUUAACUUAAGUUUUGGUGAAUUUAAAACAUGCACAAUGGCUUUUCAUAGUGUCCUAAAUUCAAUAUUAUAUAUUUAAAUUUAUAAUGUGUAAUAGUUAUUUAUAAGUGUGUUUUCUAAGAAUAUUUUUAAAGCUAUUUCAUGUAUUAAACAUUUUUUAGGCAAGCACUGUAAUUAUGAGUCCUUGGGAUCCAUAAAUGGAUAAUUUUAUUUCUAUAGAAAUAAAGUUUCCUUCUAUUUAAGAAUUGUACUCAAAGCUUGUUUACUAAUUACGGUAUGUUGAAACCAUUUAAGGACCUUUAUGUGUAUCCAGACACAUGGUCAAAAGUUAAAUGGAACUAUAUGUAUACUGUGAACCAAAUUAUGUCAUAAAUAAAAUUCUGCAGCUAGAAUGUUGGUGUUUGUUUACAUUUAUAUGGGGAAUUUUGACCUGCUAUGAGAGUGGGUUCAGCCAAGUUAACACCUUGAUCCUAAGCAGACUAGACUUGGCAGUUCGACUGAAAACAGUAGAAUUUGGUGGAAUGUGCUGGUGUUUUAAAGAAGUAUGGCCAAAAUCAGAGGUGGGCCUGGAAAUAGACUUUUCCUUCCAUCCCUCUUUACUCUCCAGACUGCACCUUGGGGGGGGGGCAGUUAAUUAUCUGACCUCCUCCAUAAAUGGUCAGUGUCUAAUAAAUAAAGUUGGCGCCACCUUGAAGGAAGGUUAUGAGAGCCCGUAUUUUAUUUUUUUGCCAUGUGCGAGAAAGCAACAAAAUACAUUUUAUCUGAAGACUCCAGACACUCAUCACCACUUUCCUACAAAAGGAAGCUGAGCAAUAUUUACAUGCUGAAAACUUGGUUGAGGGCCAGGUGAGAUACAAAACUGCCUUAGGGCCAGGUCUGGCUUGCAAGUCAUCCAUAGCCUUGACUCUCUGACAGGCAAGUAGAUCAAGAUACUUGGCAAAUAUAGGCUUGGAAGGUUGGGUUGAAUAGUUUGCCACAGGUCACCUUUGAAAUGAACUCUUCACUCCCCUGAAAAACUCCCAUCUUGGCUGAGCAGUGUGGCUGCUGUAACUAAAACUCUGCAUGCGCUUCAUUGCACUUUUCUAAAGGAGACAAGCAGAUGAUUGCAUAAGAUCC